UUGAGGUUCUUGUCGUCCGAUCCUCUCAUUGUGACGAUGGACGCGAAUCUCACAAAGCUUGGCGGUUCUCUGCCAGUCUCAUGCGUUCAGGAGUUGGCAAAAGAGGCUAUAACCGAAGUUCCGUCUCGCUAUAUCCGUGCCGACCAAGAUCAUCCUCUCAUGCACGACGAUCAUGGAUCUUUGUUGCUUCAAGUACCAGUAAUCGACAUGAGCAAGCUGUCGUCAGGCGAUCUCGAUUUGAUGGAGUCCGAGCUGGAAAAUUUGCACGUUGCAUGCAGAGAUUGGGGAUUCUUCCAGUUGAUAAACCAUGGAGUGAGUUGUUCACUGGUGGAGGAGGUGAAGUUGGGAAUACAAGAGUUGUUCAAGCUUCCAAUGGAGGAGAAGAGGAAGUUCUGGCAAGAAGAAGGAGACUUGGAGGGUUUUGGGCAGGCGUUUGUUGUGUCCGAGGAGCAGAAGCUUGAUUGGGCCGACCUCUUUUUCAUGGUGUCCCUCCCAAGACAUUUGCGAAAACCUCGUCUUUUUCCCAUGCUUCCUUCCCCGUUCAGAGACGUCUUAGAUGAAUACACCUCAGAGCUACGAGACCUUGCAACGAAGAUACUCCUUCUCAUGGCAAAAGCUCUGAAGAUGGACGCCAAGGACAUGGUAGAACAGUUUGAUGAGGGCAGGCAAGCCAUUCGGAUGAACUAUUACCCGCCGUGUCCGCGACCCGAGCUCGUCAUCGGCCUCACUCCUCACUCCGACUCCACAGGCCUCACCAUUCUUCUCCAAGUCAAUGAAAAGGAAGGUCUCCAAGUAAGGAAAGAAGGCAAGUGGGUCUCUGUCAAGCCCCUUCCUAAUGCAUUCAUUGUCAACAUCGGAGACAUUUUAGAGAUUGUGACGAAUGGUACUUAUCGUAGCAUUGAGCAUCGAGCAAUAGUUAACUCGAUGAAGGAGAGGCUCUCAAUUGCCACAUUUCACAGCCCGAAAUUGGAAGGGGAGUUCGGCCCAGCACCGAGCUUGAUCACACUGGACAAGCCAGCAUUGUUCAGAAGGAUAGGCAUGGCCGAUUACUUGAGGGGACUCUUCUCUCGUGAGCUCCAAGGGAAGUCAUAUCUUGACGCUAUGAGGAUUGCAUAGUAUCUUUAUGUUUGC
Molecule: messenger RNA, 1131 nt
Organism: Rhodamnia argentea
Lineage: Eukaryota; Viridiplantae; Streptophyta; Magnoliopsida; Myrtales; Myrtaceae
Product: protein SRG1-like
Exons: 4
Coding region: 37-1116 (359 amino acids)
Source: RefSeq, a predicted model, not a curated record